Messenger RNA from Adineta ricciae, 547 nucleotides. NCBI's taxonomy places the organism in Eukaryota, Metazoa, Rotifera, Eurotatoria, Adinetida, Adinetidae. The record is from the annotation of a GenBank genome assembly.
GGUUUAUGAUCUUGAUUCAGUGUCAACAGAUAGUCUUUCAAAUACUUUUCCAAUAAACACCCAAUAUGUUCAUAAGCCAAUAUAUGCAUUGGUCGAAAUCAGUAAAUCAAAAAUUGAAUGUAAUCUUAAAAAUCUGCAACCGAAACUUGUCCCAACACCAAUAAUGGAACAAACAUUCCAAGUUGACAUUUCUGAUAUUCUUCCGAAAACCAGCAACAAAAAAUCGAAAACAAAUAGAAAGGCAAUGUUAUCGAUUAAGCGGCGCGCACCACCUCUUGUACCUGCCUAUUCUAUCACAACUCAUCAAAGUCAGGGACAAACUUUAAACAAAGUUGUAAUUGAUUUAAAGUUACCAAAGGAUACAGAUGAUAUCGCUGCAGUCUAUGUACCAUUGUCCAGAGUCAAACGUUUAACUGAUUUAAUUAUUUUGCGACAUUUCGAUUACAAAGUCUUACUGAUCAAACUCAGUAAAUCUCAAGUCGCCGAGAUGCAAAGACUAGACAAACUCUACAUGGAAACACAAAUGCGGUUUUCAGAAUGGUUUUAA